This is a messenger RNA of Australozyma saopauloensis, 624 nucleotides long. Its product is annotated as HIG1 domain-containing protein. Gene Ontology annotation, cellular component: mitochondrial inner membrane. The coding region runs from base 1 to 624 and encodes 207 amino acids. Gene Ontology annotation, biological process: mitochondrial respiratory chain complex IV assembly. The record is from RefSeq and is a predicted model, not a curated record. The transcript has a single exon. NCBI's taxonomy places the organism in Eukaryota, Fungi, Ascomycota, Pichiomycetes, Serinales, Metschnikowiaceae.
AUGAAGAUCAUUGACGACGAAGAGAGAAACGCCCACUGGAACCAUGUCUUGAAGGAGGGCCUUAAAGGAUGUGCAGUUGGUAUGGGUUUGGCCGCUCUCUUGGUCGCUGGUGUCAAAAAGAGAUAUCCUCAGCAAUACAUGAGAUACAACGCUUCUGUCAAAGCUGCCAUGUGGGCCAUGCCUACCAUUUCCGUUGGAGCUUUCUUCGCUGAUGAAGGUUCUGUCAAGUUCGAUGAGCAGAUGUACCGUGGUGACUUCAUUGAGAAGGCCAAGAAAGAGAAGCAGGCCCAAUGGGAGCAGCUCUCUGGCACCGACAAGGUUCUCACAUUCGCUAAUGACCACAAAUACAAGAUUAUCAUUGGUUCUUGGGCUGCUUCUUUGUGGGGAUCGUGGCACAUCGUCAACCGUGACAAGUACAUGACCACCGCUCAAAAGGCCGUCCAGGCCAGAGUUUACGCCCAGGCCAUCACUGUUGUGUUGUUAUUGGGUACCAUUUUCUUGAGCAUGCAUGAGAAGAAGCUUGAGGAGAGCAGACCUCCUCCAGUUCCUGAGUGGAAGCGUUUCUUGGAGGAACAGCAACUGAAGCAACAGCAACAACAACAAAACAAGAGCACUUCUCAAUAA